Molecule: messenger RNA, 4110 nt
Organism: Mixia osmundae IAM 14324
Lineage: Eukaryota; Fungi; Basidiomycota; Mixiomycetes; Mixiales; Mixiaceae
Exons: 7
Coding region: 30-3770 (1246 amino acids)
Biological process (GO): nuclear migration involved in conjugation with cellular fusion; establishment of mitotic spindle orientation
Cellular component (GO): cell tip; spindle pole body; microtubule associated complex
Source: RefSeq, a predicted model, not a curated record
GCAAGCGGCAAAGGCGGCAGCGCUACAGCAUGGCGGCAUCCUCUGCUGGCUUACACAUCCCCGUCGGAGCUCGUGUCACGCUCCCAGCGGGCGAUGGCGUCGUUCGCUAUGCCGGCACCACCGAAUUCGCAGCAGGACGAUGGGUCGGUGUCGAGCUCGACAUGGCCACGGGCAAGAACAAUGGGUCUGUGGCAGGUAAGGUCUACUUUGAGACGGAAGAGAACAGGGGCGUCUUUGUCAGGCCAAGCCAGGUCAAGCUUGCAGCAGGCUCAGAGACAGUGCGCACAUCUCAGCGAGCGGCCGUUGUUACGCCCAGCACGCCCCGCGCUCGUCCGACAAGCAUCGCAGGUGCUGCUACGCCCGCAACAGCAAGCACGCGUCGAACUGCAGCCACACCGUUGCGCUCCGGUCUGCCUGCUCGAGCACCAUCCACGAUAGCACGCUCAACGGCACCUUCAUCAGAAGCAUCCACACGUCCCCCUUCAGCCGCAUCAAUUAGAUCGUCGACAGAGGCGCCUGCACGCUCCGCCAUCGCACCUCGACCCACCGCUCGUGUGCCAGCGCCUAUAUCGACUCGCAAGCCUGCAGUAGCUUCUGCACUCGCUUCUGCUCGUGCUGCUGGUCGACUUGGAGCGCCCAGCACGCCAACGGCUCGCGAUCCUAUACGCCCGCCCGAAACGCCAAGUGCCGAACGGACGCCUGCAGCACCUCCAUCGCCACUGCCACCUCCCGAUGUACAUCCUAGAGCCCAGGGUGAUGCUGAGGAAGAUACCCUUGCCCAACGGCAGGCAGAGUCAGCCGAGAUAGCGCGGGCGCCGAGCACGGAUCCUUUCUCGAUUGCUCUGCCUGCUGUCGCCCUCAAAUCAGAACAAACCGUCCCACUGCGUUUGUUCGAAGAAGUUCAAGCAAAGAUGCGAGUGCUGGAAGCACGCAGAGCAGACGACAGGGAUAAGCUCCGUGAUCUUGAAUCGAUGCAAGAAGAAUUUGCCCUUUCCGAGCAGCAGAAGCUUAAGCUGCAAAGCCGCGUCACUGCGCUACAAGAUGAGCUCAAGAAGGCGCACAGCGAUGCAAAGGCGGCAAAGAUGGAGCGAGACGACUACGAGAAGCAAUACACCGAUCUUGCAGAUCAAGUCGAGAUGACGACGCUAGACAAAGAAGUAGCCGAGGAAAAGGUCGAAGUGGCAGAGGGAGCGGCAGAAGCGCUGAAGGAACGCGUUGCCGAUCUAGAAACACAGCUCAAGACAUACACCGAAGAGAAGAGCUUGGGCACGGACACGGACGGGGAGCUUUCGCUCGAUGCUCGUCAAUUGCAGAAGCAGAACGAUCGACUCAAAGAAGCAUUGAGCAAGAUGAGAGACGUCUUUGCGGAAUCAGAUGCAGAACAUAGGAGGAAGCAGAACGAGAUGGAGAAAGAGCUCGAUCUCAACGCGGAAUUGCAGACAGCAUACGACUCGACUGCUGCAAGGCUCGAAGAGACUGAGGCGCUCGUUGAAGAUCUCAAGCAGCAGCUCGACGAUGCAGUCGGUGCAGAAGACCUGCUUGAGGAUCUCACUCAUCGCAAUUUGGCAUUGAGCGAGAAAUUGGAGGAGAUGCGAGCCACGGUCGAAGAUCUGGAAGCUCUGCGCGAUCUCAACGAAGAGCUCGAAGAGACGCACUCCGAUAACGAGAAGCAGCUGCAAGAGGUCAUUGCUUACAAGGACACGCAACUUUCCGAUUUACGCCAACGCAAUGAAGGCCUCGACGAGGCUUUGCUUGACCACGAGCAGACCAUACGCCAGUUCAGGGAGCUUGUUGGCUCGCUGCAGCUCGAUCUCGAGCAGCUCAGGACGCAGCACCACAGUCAGCGCUCGGAGACCGAAGCGCUGUCGAGCCAGACAAAGGCAAUGCAAUCGCUCAAUCUGAAGCUACAAUCGAACGUGUCUCGUGCUCAGGUUAAGCAGAUCGAUCUCGAACUUCGUCAGAUGGAAGCAAUGCAGGCUCGCUCGAUGCUCGAGAUCUACAGGCCCUAUCUGCCUACAUCGUUCUUCGAUGUCGAUGGCGCUGCAGCAGAAGCGCUGCAGUUCUUCCGCAGACUCGAGAGCAAAACGAGCAUACUCGCGACAGUGUUGUCGCAGAAGCACCGCAUCUCAGACGCCCUUGUCGAAAUUAUACCGGACACGCUCGUGAUAGCCUGCGCAGCUCGAAGUCGGCUUGUCGUCUUUACUCAGCUUUGCAAAUGUCUGGCGGUCAACAUGACUCGAUGCUCCUCAACGACAUUUGUCGACAUGGCAAAGGCAUACAAAGAGGUACACAAUGUCGAAGCGAUCGUCGAUGGCUUUGUGGAGCAGAGCAGGCGCGACGAUCUGCACGAGGCGGACUGCUUUCAGUCUUUGGGCGGCUGUGUGGCUAGCGUCGCUCAUUUGCAGGAAAAGAGUUUUGGCCGAGCAGGCUUUGAUGCGACCGAGCAGCAGAUCGGUCGACUGAAUGCUGCGGACGCCAAUCUCGAUCUUCUCAUUGCCGGGCUAGGGUUCACAAAGCAGGCGAUCGCACUGCAAAGUACCGCAACAGAUCCUACGGUGUUGGAACAGCUCACACAAUCGACCUUUACACCCUUGCAAGACUUGAUCAAUGCUGCUAGGAAGACAAAAGUAGCACUUCGUAAAGUGCACUCACUGCUUGGCGAUCUUGAGGCAAAGAGUAAAGUCUACAAGGGCGGAUCGACUGCGGCUGGCCAGAUCGACAUCUUGUCGCAAAUUUGGGCAGGACUUGCUCAUCAGCUCGCGGACCAGGUGAUACAGAAGCGACAGGCGCAGCUCGCGGGUGACAACGUGCAGAUUGAUGCGAAUGCGCUUCUGUCCUCUCUCUCGGCGGGCUCCGAGAAUACCGCACUGCCAAAGACACUGUCUAAUUGGGCGGCAUCUUCUGCUUUGCUUGGCACAGGUCUUGAUGCUCUUUGCGUAGAGCUCGCACAGCCUGCGCUGCUCGAAAAAGUCACUUACGAGCCGCCGUGGAUUCUGCGAGCAGAGGAGCUGAGGCGCUUAGCAGCCACGAAGCACGAGGCGCAUGACAAGCUCGUGCUACUGACCGAAGAUGUCAAGCGGCUCAACCUUGAGAUCACUCAUCGCGAUAGGACGCUCGAUGAGACACAUCACAAGACUGAACUGCUCGAGCAACGACUGGGCAAGGCAAAAGACCAAGCGGACAAGAUCAUGCAGCUCGAGGCAGAUAUAGAGAAGGCGCGAAGACAAGAGAAGACGACGACGGACAGUUUGGGCGCGCUUCAUGCAGAGCUCGCCAACCUUGCGCAAGAAAAUGAUAAGCUGAAGAAAUCUGUUUCGACGCCGACGCCUGCCGAUGCAGUCAAGCAAGAUGAGCUGGGGGCGUAUCAGGGGUCACUGGAAACGAGCCAAUUACUCCACAAGAUAGAAUCACUGCGUGUGGCCGUUCGACAUCUACGGAGCGAGAACGGCGUCCUGAGAUCUCAAAGUCUCAUGAGUGAUCUCCGCGAGCUACCGAGAUACAGACCUGCUGCUCGUCCGGAUCCGGUACGACGAGAGAUCCAAUCAGAGGCCAAGCUAUUGCUCAGACAGGCAGCGUUACUCUCGAGCUCUUCCGAAGUAGUUGACUUGUCGAUCGCACCAUCUGAUAAAGGCUGGCGAUCGCAAAGCACGGAGCCGAGGGAACAGCUCGCGCGUUCGCGGUACGCCACCGAGCAGCUUCGCAACAGGAUCCGGGACUUGGCGGACCGAGCAGCCGAUGCAGGCUUGCGUAGUGUUCCUCUGUUGACAUGAUGUUGUUGCUACGCUCUGUGCAUGUGUGUACAACAACAUUGUGGGUGCGUCGCUCUCAUUGUCGUCCGGGAUUGAGCAUCGGAUUUAGCUCGUCGUCUGCUUCGGAAGCUUGGGAGAUACUGAGCAGUCGCCGCAAUUCCGCAUUUUCGUGGCGGAGUUGCUCCAGCUCGAUCUCUCUAUCGAGUGCCAAGUCUUUGUUGCCUCUGAGACCCGAGAGCAGCGUCAGGUAGCCGCCCCCGCUCGUAGGAUCGCUAUGGGCUGCCUCGUGAUUCGUGCCCUGGCUACUCGAUGAGCCCGAGGCAGACAGGUGAGACGAUUGCGGCGAGGCAGCCUCUUCACC